AUGAAUAAACCGAUUGUCCAUACCUCAUUGUUUUAUCAAUUGCCGUUUGUUGGAAGGCAGUGUGCCAAAUCAAUAAACCAAUUCGAUCAAGUUUUAAAUCAGUGCAUUGCAAACUUAAAAACACAAAGUUAUUAUGUAUUUAACUGCUACAGCUUAUUGAAAUUGCAAACUUAA
Molecule: messenger RNA, 174 nt
Organism: Melampsora larici-populina 98AG31
Lineage: Eukaryota; Fungi; Basidiomycota; Pucciniomycetes; Pucciniales; Melampsoraceae
Exons: 2
Coding region: 1-174 (57 amino acids)
Source: RefSeq, a predicted model, not a curated record